AUCUUGCAUGUGUGGCCCUUGGCAGCAGCCUCCUUGGCAUGGGGGUGAAGCGGAGCCUUCAGAGAGGGGGCAUCUUGCUGGGCUUCUUGGCCAAAAUCCUCAUGAUUCUCUCCACUGCCACCAACUACUGGAUACGCUACCCUGGGGGCCACCGUGGCCUGUGGCAGGAGUGUAAUGCCGGCACCUGCUCCAACAUCCCCUGCCAGACCAUGCUGGCCGUGACCGGGGCGUACAUGGUGCUGGCGGCGGGCCCCGGCCUCGUGGGUUUGGUGAUGGGGCUGCGGAUCCUGUGCCACGAGGGCGACGCGCGGGGCCAGACCACGAGCAGCAUCUUCUUCCUCUGCGGCCUGCUGCUGCUGCUGGCCUUGACAGGCUACACCGUGGAGAACGCGUGGAAAAACGACGUCUUCUUCUCGUGGUCCUAUUUUUCGGGGUGGCUGGCUCUGCCCUUCUCUAUUCUCGCGGGCAUCUACUUUCUGCUGGCGGACAUGGUCGUGCAGAGCUCGGAUGCCAUCAGCGGAUUCCCCGUGUACUUGUGAGCCUGCCUGGGGCAGAAUAAAGGAACCGCUUUCACCACCUCGGCUGCGCGUGCCUU
This is a messenger RNA of Nyctereutes procyonoides (raccoon dog), 595 nucleotides long. RefSeq names its product claudin domain containing 2 (gene CLDND2). The record is from RefSeq and is a predicted model, not a curated record. NCBI's taxonomy places the organism in Eukaryota, Metazoa, Chordata, Mammalia, Carnivora, Canidae. The coding region runs from base 39 to 539 and encodes 166 amino acids. Gene Ontology annotation, cellular component: plasma membrane. The transcript has 4 exons.